Molecule: messenger RNA, 3111 nt
Organism: Anopheles nili
Lineage: Eukaryota; Metazoa; Arthropoda; Insecta; Diptera; Culicidae
Exons: 7
Coding region: 1-3111 (1036 amino acids)
Molecular function (GO): UDP-glycosyltransferase activity
Source: RefSeq, a predicted model, not a curated record
AUGCUUCUCCGGAUUCUAGUUUUUGCCUUUCCACUGCUCUUCGUGGAGCUUUCGUACGGUGCUAACAUUUUGUGUUUAACGCCUGUGCCGAGCCCAAGCCACCACAUAUGGAACCGUGUCUGGAUCGAGGCACUGGCAGCACGUGGCCACAACCUUACGGUGGUAUCGGCGGACGUGGAAGUGAUCCCAAAACCCAACAUCACCUACAUCCAUCUCGAGCAAGCCUACUCGGAUCUUCAUCACGAGCUCGAUCUGUUUCAAAUGGCCAGUCACGAUGCGCUGAGCGGCAUUCCGGACCUGUACACUUGGGGUACGGCCAUGUGCAAGGGUGUACUGCGAUCCAAGGGUCUUCAGACGAUUGAAUCGUACCCGGACGAGUUUCGGUUUGAUCUCGUGAUUGCGGACAUCACCUGCGGACCGUGUCUGUUUCCGCUGGUGCACAAGUUUCGAUACCCACCGCUAAUAGGCGUGACGGCAUACAAUAACCCGCAGUUCACGACGGAUUUCGUCGGUGGACACAAACACUACGCGUACGUGCCAUUCUUCACCGUGACGUACGAUGCGGACAUGGGCUUCUUACAGCGUUUCUACAACUGGGUUCUGCAUAAUGUCGAUCACAUAUACCGACACCAAGUCUUCCUUCCGAAAAUAGAGCAGAUGGUGCGGAAUUACUUUCGCUACCAGGACAUGGCUUCGCUGGAGCACAUAGAGCGCAGUACUUUCCUGCUGCUAGCAAACUUUCACUACUCGGUCGAUUUUCCCGAAUCUAUUCCACCGAGUCACAUCCCGGUCGGAGGACUGCAGGUGCUUCCACCGAAACGAUUACCCGUGGAACUCGCAUCCUUCAUUGCCAGCGGUUUGCAAGGAUGCGUUUUGUUCUCACUCGGAACUAACGUACGAAGCGCGGACCUGGGUGAAGCUCGAAUUGAGAUGUUUCUGAGCGUGUUCAAACAACUACCACAGUAUAACUUUUUAUGGAAGUUUGAAGAGAUGCCCCAGUUUGAGGUACCUGCAAACGUGCUAAUACGAUCCUUUCUGCCUCAGAACGAUGUGUUGGCGCAACCGAACGUGAAAGCGUUCAUCACCCACGGCGGUAUGCUGAGUACGCACGAAGCCACUUGGCACGGAGUGCCCAUGAUUGGGAUUCCCUUCAUCUGCGAUCAAUACCGGAACUUACACAAAUCGGUAACCGCCGGUGUUGCGCUGCGAUUAGAUUAUGAAGGGCUGACGACUGCCAAAAUUGAAGCAGCUCUUCGGGAGGUUCUCAGCAACUCCAGCUAUCGCGAUCGCAUGAAACAAAGGUCGGCGUUGCUUCGCGAUCAACCGGAACAUCCGCUCGAUCGGGCCGUUUGGUGGAUCGAGUGGGCUCUACGCCACCCAAACGCGAAAGCUAUCCAGUCACCGACAAAGCGCAUGUCAGUUUGGCAGUACGAGCUGUACGAUGUGAAGCUGGCGGUACUACUACUAACCGUGUUGUCCAUAUACCUGAUCAAGCGGCUUUUCACUCGAUACGUCACGCGAUCUUAUCGUCACAUAACAGCAAUGUGGUCGAACGUGCUGGUGCUCGCUCUAUCUCUAGCUGCGUUGUCAGCUCAUAACGAUUACGCCGAAGCAGCUAACAUCCUUUGCAUAAUGACUGUUCCUAGUCCUAGUCACCACAUAUGGAAUCGCGUCAUUAUGGAGGAGUUGGUAUCGCGCGGUCAUAACUUAACCGUCGUGUCACAGGACGGUGAUAAAUCCCGCCCUAAUCUCACGUACAUCCUGCUGGAGAAGGUGUACUCCACGCUUUACGUGGAUGAAAGUUUGGAUUUGAUCGAAAUGGCUAAAGAAACACCCUUCCAAUCGUUGUUCACCUUCAAGGAAUUCUAUCUAGGGAUGUGCCGCGGUGCAUUAAAAUCGGAAGGGCUAAAGGUGAUCCUAAACUAUCCGGACAGUUUCAAAUUCGAUCUAGUGCUGUACGAUUUUGGUUGCGGGCCGUGUCUGUUACCGUUGUUGCAUAAAUUUGGUUAUCCUCCAUUGGUCAGUCUGACGCCAUUCAGCAAUCCUCCUUACGCGGUUGAAGUUGUUGGGGGGCACAAGCACUACGCCUAUACGCCUCACUACGCACUGCCAUACGGUUUACGAAUGAGCUUUGCGGAGAGAGCUUACAACACCUAUCUCUACCUGUGGGAUGCUGGCAUGCGAAAGUUCGCCAUAAUACCAGAGAUAGAUGCGAUGACGCGUCAGCACUUUGGAUACAGCGAUAUGCCGUUUAUUCAGGACAUCGAACAACGGACGGUGCUUAUGCUUGUGAAUACAAAUGCUGCAUUCGAUGCGCUUGAGCCGCUUCCUCCAAACGUGAUAUCGGUAGGUGGAGCUCAUAUCAAGGAGCCGGAACCGUUGCCACAUGACUUGGAGGAAUUUGUGGGAAAAGCGAAAAAGGGAGCCGUCCUGUUUUCACUCGGAUCCAACGUACGCUCCGAUAUGAUCGGAGAAGAGCGACAGCGAAUGUUCAUAGAAGCCUUUCGGCAAAUGCCGGACUACCAUUUCCUGUGGAAGUUUGAAUCGCAACUGAAAAUUCCCCUACCGCCUAACGUCAUCAUCAAACCGUGGCUUCCGCAAAACAGUAUUCUAAACCAUCCCAAAACGAAGGGAUUCAUCACGCAUUCUGGAGGUCUCAGCACACAGGAAGCAUCCUGGUUUGGAAUCCCACUCAUAGGAAUGCCGUUCUUUGUGGAUCAACAUCGGAAUCUAAAACGAUCUCUGCUAUCUGGAGUAGCAGAAAAGUUGGAUUUUGCCUCACUCUCAACCGAUAAGAUUCGAAACACUGUCCUGAAGGUGCUGGAAACCCCUGUCUACAGAGAAAACAUGAAGCAGCGGGCGAUGUACUUUCGAGACCAACCAGAAAAACCACUCGAUAGAGCGGUAUGGUGGAUUGAAUACGUUAUUCGUCAUCCCACCGUCCAGCAUCUUCGCUCACCAACGCUGGAAUUAGGAGUAAUCAGCUCCAACCUAUUGGAUGUGUACGUCUUUUUCGCAGCGGUGAUUCUAAUUAUUCUAGUAAUUAUAAUUGCCCUCAUUCGAAAAGUAUUCUCACAAUAUCAGACCAAAGGAAAACGAAAAUACGAGUGA